AUGAGUGGUGUUCAUAUUGGUGGCAAUCGUGCUUUCAUAUUCGGUGGUGUACAUGAUGUUGAAAGUGAAGAUGGAGAGAAAAUGAACAGCUAUUUCCAUAAUGAUUUGUUUCUGUUGGAUUUAGAGAAAGCCAAGUGGCGUACAUUCAGUCUUUGUGUAGAAAAAGCUGAGCAUUCAGCUGAACGUCUGGAAUAUCCAAAUGAAUCUGCCAAUUCCACUCCGCUCGAUUCAUUAUCAAGAAAAUUAGUCGAAGUGGCUGUUGGAGAAGCUAGUGUUAAACUACCUAGAGGAAGUGCCUCCACGUGCAUAUGUCCGUCACCCAGGGCUAGUGCAGGACUGGCUUUGGUUGGUUCUAAUCUGUACUUAUAUGGUGGAGUUUUCGAAGUUGGAGACAGAAAAGUUACUUUGGAUGAUUUUUACAAACUGGAUGUGAAUCAUCCUAUUUCGUGGGAGUGUUUGUAUCCAGGAUCUCAGGAAACACAAGCUUGGUUUGAAAGUGAGUCAGAAGACGAGGAAGAAGAGGAAGAUACAAGCGAGUCUUCAGAGUUUGAAACAGCAGGUGUUGACGAUGAAACUUCAGAUAACAGUGAUGAUGGCAUUUUUGAAAGAGCUCCAAUUCCACAAGUCCUGGAGACGUUCUCUGGUUAUUGGAAACGGACCAUGCAGUUCUGGUGUGAAUUGGCUUACAACGGCUCUGACAAUCAGGAUGAAAAUCAUACUCGAUUUGUUCAAGGGAUAACCGAAAACCCCAUUAUUGUAAAUCUUGCAAAAAAACUCUCUCAAGACUUCUAUGGAAGCUCAAUCUGUAAACAUAAACCUCAAAAUUUCUAA
Trichobilharzia regenti is the source of this 831-nucleotide messenger RNA. NCBI's taxonomy places the organism in Eukaryota, Metazoa, Platyhelminthes, Trematoda, Strigeidida, Schistosomatidae. The record is from the annotation of a GenBank genome assembly.